AUGGCGUCGUCCUACAGCGGCAGCUUCCAGUCCUCUAGCAGCGGCGGCGGCGGCGACAACAACGAUCACGACGCUCUCGGCGACUCCUUGGCUUCCUUUUUAAACCCACCCGCAACUUCGCCCCCGGGUCCUCCUCCGGUCUUCGACUCUUUCUCCCCUUAUCUCGCCUCUUUCCCUUUCUCCUUCCCUUUCCCCCCGCCGCCGGAGCAUAACUCUCUCCCCCUCGACUCUCCGUGGCCCAAGCCAAUCCACCAAUCGUCUCCUCCUUUCUCCACCAACUCCACUUCCACCGCUGCCCUGCCGUCGGCUUCCGCUCCUCCUCCUCCGUCCGCUGCACCAGAUGUGCCCAGGGGGUCCAAGAAGCGGUCGAGGGCCUCGAGGCGAGCUCCCACCACUGUCCUCGCCACCGACACCUCCAACUUCCGCGCCAUGGUGCAGCAGUUCACUGGAUUCCCGACUCCGCCAUUCGCCACUUCUGCUGCUCCUUCAGGGUCCUUCUCCCGGCCUCGACUCCAUCUUUUCGACGCCGCCGCUUCCAUCUCCACUUACCUUCCCAAACCUCCUUUCCCUUCCUCUUCCUUCUUUAGAACCGCUCCUCUUUCCAAUCUAAACGGUAUUGCCACCGCUGCUUCUUCAUGUAGCUCAAAUCCCAUCUCUGAUGGUCAAAAUCCUAAAUUUGACCCUUCAACUGCAAAUUUCCUCUCUCAAACUCUGCUCCAAUCCGCGACGAGCCUGGUCGGAGACAGUUCGAACUACGCCACGGAAGAAGGCGGCCUUGGCAUCCUCAUCAAAUCCCCACCCCUGAAAAAACAUGGCAAAUCCGAGGCCAAUUAA
Molecule: messenger RNA, 834 nt
Organism: Zingiber officinale
Lineage: Eukaryota; Viridiplantae; Streptophyta; Magnoliopsida; Zingiberales; Zingiberaceae
Product: zyxin-like
Exons: 1
Coding region: 1-834 (277 amino acids)
Source: RefSeq, a predicted model, not a curated record